AUGGAUGGGAGAGUGAAGACUUGGAGAGCCUUGCUUCAGGAAGUCCCUAAGUCUUCAGGUCUUGGGAAGGAACAAUUUGCUGUGUUAGUCUUUGGAAUGUCUGUUGAGAUGAGGUUUGCCGCCAGAAACAACGUAAAUGCCUUUGCACUUGGCAAGGAUUUGGGGACCCGGGAUCAUGGUUGGUUCCCGGGAAAGCGAGAGAUUGAGAUCAGCGACUUGGCGGAGGGUGAAUGGAGGAGGUCCCCCUCCAGGGGGUACCCCACACACUGGUGGAUGGGGCACUGGCUUCCAGGGAGGGUGGAGAGAGAGGAUAUCCCGGCAGACGCUAGACGGGUGGUCGCUGCUGCCAGUGUAAAUCCGGGGACGCCCUGGUUUGCUCCCCCUUCCUGCUCCCACCCCAGUCCUUGCAAAGCUGGGAGAGUGUUCUCCUCCACCCCACCGCGCGUGGGGAGCAGGUCUCGCUGCAGCGGGGUGGGGCCCGCAGAGAGUCGGGGUGACACGGGGAGGCCGGGGUGGGAGGGGGGCGGCGCGCGGGGGACCACGCCGUCCCAGCCCACGUGUGCGCAAGAUUUAAAAGUUGGUGUCGCUCAGGGCGAUCGGUUCGGUGGCCAGGGCACCGGGUGGAGCCCAGGGUCCCACGUCCCGAAUCCGGAGAUGUCCGCAGGCGCGGAGAUGCCAGGAGCCGUGAGCCGUCGUCGGGGGCCACCGGCGGGACAGGUGGUGGCCGUCGCGCCCCGCUUCCUGCUCCCGCUGCUGCUGCUGCUGCUCGCCUGCUGCGCGGGCACCUGCCGAGGUAAGAAAGCCCACCACGGUCCAGCCCUGCUGCCCCUCCGCGGCUCCUCCGCCCCGAUUCCCCGCGCGCACGCGCCGCGGCCUCCAGGCUGUCACCCGCGAUUGCAGGACGCAGGUGGCCCACGCUGGGCAGCCAGCCAUGGAGGAAUGAUUGUCUUCAUCUGCCUUCUUCGGGAGGCAGUUGCUCCAAUAUUACCACAAGGAUCACUGCCUGAACAAGAACUACACUUGUGGAAUAAGGUGGGCGAAGCUUGCUCAUCAUUUCUGUCCAGUGAUUCUCAGCCUCAGGCAUCUGCUGCACUGAAUGAAUUUUGCUCUGUGGUGAUGCGUAUUCUACUAAAGCUUCAGGAACAAGAUGAAAAAGAUAAUACUAAAAGGUUUUUAUUUCAUUAUUCAAAGACACAAAAGUUGGACAAUUCAAAUGUUGUGUCUUCUGUAGUACAUCCGCUGCUGCAGCUGGUGCCACGACUGCACGAGAGGAGGAUGAAAAGAUUCAAAGUGGACGAUCCAAAUGAAGAUACAGAAUGGAAUGAGAUUCUAAGAGAUUUUGGCAUUCUUCCUCCAAAAGAAGAACCAAAAGAUGAAAUUGAAGAAAUGGUUUUACGUUUACAAAAAGAAGCAAUGGUUAAACCGUAUGAAAAGAUGACACUUUCAGAGUUGAAAGAAGCUGAAGAUGAUUUUGAUGAAGAAGAUAUGAGAGCUAUUGAAAUAUACCGAAAAAAGCGUUUACAGGAAUGGAAUGCACUUAAGAAAAAACAAAAGUUUGGGGAAUUAAGAGAAAUUUCUGGAAAUCAAUAUGUGAAUGAAGUCACAAAUGCAGAAAAAGAUUUAUGGGUUAUAAUUCACCUAUACCGAUCAAGCAUCCCAAUGUGUUUGUUGGUUAACCAUCAGCUUAGUCUCCUAGCAAAAAAGUUUCCAGAAACUAAAUUUGUUAAAGCCAUCGUGAAUAGCUGCAUUCAACACUACCAUGAUAACUGCUUACCAACAAUUUUUGUUUAUAAAAAUGGUCAGAUAGAAGGCAAAUUCAUUGGUAUUAUAGAAUGUGGAGGGAUAAAUCUCAAGCUAGAAGAACUUGAGUGGAAGCUAGCUGAAGUUGGAGCAAUAGAGACUGAUUUAGAAGAAAAUCCCAGAAAAGGCAUUGCAGAUAUGAUGGUAUCUUCAAUUAGAAACACUUCUAUUUAUGAUGAUGGUGACAGUUCAAACAGUGAUAAUGAUACCAAAUAG
This is a messenger RNA of Dipodomys ordii (Ord's kangaroo rat), 2016 nucleotides long. RefSeq lists its product as uncharacterized. The record is from RefSeq and is a predicted model, not a curated record. Gene Ontology annotation, biological process: protein folding. The coding region runs from base 1 to 2016 and encodes 671 amino acids. Lineage: Eukaryota; Metazoa; Chordata; Mammalia; Rodentia; Heteromyidae. The transcript has 15 exons. Gene Ontology annotation, cellular component: cytoplasm.